CACCGUCAGGGUAACGGAUCGACGAUACACAUUAUACGUCCUUCUUUGGGUCAAUAUGCGGCAGCUAACACAGCUUGGGCUCUUAGUCCAUGCAAUCACCGUGCAAACGGGUUACUGUUUUUUCUUUCCUUCCUUCGGACCACCAUCGUUGGAAAGUUAUAAUGUGGACGAGAAUGCCGUGUCAGUUUCUGGGCUAUCAUCUGGGGCAAGCAUGGCUGUUCAGUUCCAUGCGGCUUUUUCUAGUCGCGUGAUGGGAUUGGGUGUUAUGGCGGGAGUGCCUUACGGCUGCGCAGGACUAACUGGGAUGACAAUUCCUCUUUGCACGUUAUCACCAUCUUUAAUCAACACCCAGGUGCUCAUAUCAGGGACGGAAUCAGCUGCCGUUAUCGGGGCCAUCGACAACACCAAUAACACGGCGAACGACAAAAUUUUCAUUUAUAACGGGCUAUCAGACAGUGUGGUAAACAGUGAUGUUGGGCAAAAGCUUGUAGAGUUUUACCAGCAUUUCACCUCAAAUCAGGGGAAUAUCAUGACCAAGUUGGAUUUGGACGCUGAACAUGGGGUGCCAACUCUACAAUACGGGGGCCCGUGCACAAGUUUUAAUCCCCAAUACCUGCUGAAUUGCAACUACUGGACUGCUUACCACAUGUUGAACCAUAUUUAUGGGGGUCAACUGCAAGAGCCCACAGCAAGUACAACUCAAAGUGGACAGUUUCUGCAGUUUGACCAAUCAGACAUGUUUCAUCUGAGCACUCCCGGAAUGUACAGCAUGGACACCAUCGGCUACAUCUACGUGCCUUCAGGGUGUGCGGACAAAACUACUGAAUGCAAGCUACAUAUUGCUUUCCAUGGGUGCCAGCAAGGUAGAUAUUUUAUUGGGAACACGUUCGCCCGUCACGCCGGUUACAACGAGGUUGGCGAGCUGAAUAAUAUCCUCAUCCUGUAUCCUCAAGUGAUCUCUUCGCUCACGAAUCCCCUGGGGUGCUGGGACUGGUGGGGAUACACCGGCAUAUACUACAGAACGCAAUACGGAUUCCAAAUGACAGCCGUCAGGAGAAUGAUGGAGGCAGUGAUUGGAUAAUUCAGAAGCAAUAACGAUGUCUGAUGUAAACUUCUGAUCACAUCAUAAAUGAUUGUUACACACUAGAAUAAUGUGUUGCCAUUCUCAGUUAAUACUUUUCUUGACCUGUGUCACAAAAUAUCAGCAUACUGUCAAGUUUUAAGAGACUGGCUUACUUGGGCCCUAGCUUUUCAUGGAACUUCGUUCAUUCCAUUACCUAAUCUAUAACUUCAU
Molecule: messenger RNA, 1294 nt
Organism: Liolophura sinensis
Lineage: Eukaryota; Metazoa; Mollusca; Polyplacophora; Chitonida; Chitonidae
Product: poly(3-hydroxybutyrate) depolymerase-like
Exons: 10
Coding region: 56-1081 (341 amino acids)
Source: RefSeq, a predicted model, not a curated record